GGAUCUGAUCUAACCGCUCAUUACGACCAGCACAGACAUAUCAACAAUGCAGACAAUUCGAGAAACGUCAAGCUGCUCAAUCGCAGUGCCAAAGGCAACACACCGACUUGCACUGAUAACACAGAAUUCUGCACAGAAAGGCAGCAAUACGGGGAAGUGUGCCGAACUCGAACUCCUUGCCUUCCUCCAUCGAAGCUGGGAUCUCUUCCCACCUCCAGUAAAAUGCUUUCGCUAUCGAGAAAAAAGCCGGAAUCUUUCAAGAACCAACUGUGUCAGUUUUCUAGCCAGAGUAACAAUCUCAGGCAUGGACUUCAGUCCCCAGAUAUUGUGAAAGAAGACGAGGGUGAAAUUACUGUCUCUAGAACAGGUAAUAUGAAUGUACGUAACUAUAGUGAGAAUCAGCUAAAACAAGCAUAUCCAAUCAGCAUGUGCCCCACUGUGGUUCGUCAAGAUGAUCUCUGCGAUGUUUUACACACAGCCGCUGCUUCUGAGCUGCCUUGGAGGCAGACAUACACCGAGCUGAAUCCAAGACCUUCAAAACGUCUGACAGACCUGAGAGACUCUAACCUACAUUUAAGAUCAAUUCCUGCUGGCAUUAAAAACAGUACACAGGCAUCCCAACCCAAAACUGGCCCACAGGACUCGGGGGGAGGGAAAAGCUCAGUAAUUGAUAUGUUGUCCCCCAACAAAUUGCCAAAUCCAUCAAAUAAUCUGAAGACCGAUUUAUGCAGCUGCCUUGGGAAUGAACCAAUAAACAUCACAAAAGUGGGCCUACAGCCUGGGGUCAGACAAGAGUCUCCUUUUAUACCAUAUGCUCAGAAAGCAGGCCUCAAGAAGAAAGAAGAAUGGGAUAAUGACUGUAACACCUUUCUAAAGCGUGGACUGACCUUAUCUUCAUUGGUGCUUUUAAGCACCCGUGAAGACCCCAAGCACUCUUCUGAAUGUACCGUAACAGACAUGUCUGAAAUUGUGCCCCCAGAAGUCAGACCCAAACCUGUAGUCCCUGCUAAACCUACCGGGAUCUCCUCAGUCCAUGGCCCUCAGGGGUCGGGGGUCGGGGGUCAGGGGGCAGGUGGAGGGUCGACGCUCUUGGGAUACAUUGGGAUUGAUACCAUCAUUGAACAAAUGAGGAAGAAAACCAUGAAGACUGGCUUUGACUUCAACAUCAUGGUAGUGGGCACCAGUGGCCUGGGAAAGUCCACCUUGGUGAAUACGCUGUUCAAAUCUCAGGUCAGCAGAAGGAGCACAGGGUGGAGUCGUGACGAGAAGAUCCCCAGGACUGUGGAGAUCAAAGCCGUGUCCCAUGUCAUCGAAGAGGGUGGAGUGAAGAUGAAGUUGACAGUAAUUGACACUCCUGGAUUUGGAGACCAGAUCAACAAUGAAAACUGCUGGGAUCCCAUUGCAAAGUACAUCAAUGAGCAAUAUGAAAAAUUUCUGAAGGAGGAGGUUAAUAUUGCUCGCAAGAAGCGCAUUCCAGACACCAGAGUGCACUGCUGCCUCUACUUCAUCUCCCCUACUGGACAUUCCCUGCGGCAGCUGGACACAGAGUUCAUGAAGAAUUUGAGUCGCAUGGUGAACAUCAUCCCGGUCAUUGCCAAGUCCGACACGCUGACAGUGGAGGAGAAGAUUGAAUUCAAACAGAGGGUAAGGAAGGAACUAGAAAUAUCUGGCAUCGAGUUUUACCCCCAGAAAGAGUUUGAUGAAGACAUGGAGGACAAGAGCGACAAUGAUAAGAUCAGGGAGGCCAUGCCCUUCGCCGUGGUGGGCAGUGAUAAGGAAUACCAGGUUAAUGGCAAACGAGUCCUGGGCAGGAAGACCCCCUGGGGGGUGGUUGAAGUUGAAAAUCCAAUUCACUGUGAAUUUUCCCAAUUGCGAGACUUCUUGAUCAGGUCUCACCUGCAAGACCUCAAAGAAGUGACUCACAAUAUCCACUAUGAAACAUAUCGUGCCAAGAGGCUCAAUGAUAACGGAGGCCUUCACCCCAUCUCUACUGCCCCCCCUGGUGACACACAGGAGAGCAACUUGUGAGUGAGGGUGGCAGAGAGCAUGUAGUGCUGAGAUACAGAAACGGUGAUAGAAGUUUGUAUUGUCAUGCCAUCACUGCAUGCUUGGAGGGUCUCAUACCACUUAAAUGUUCUGUACCUAUAUUUUUACUACAAUACACAAUCUCUCCUCUCACAACCUUGCCAAAUGCACAUGAACUGACCUCUUAACCAAGGGAGACAGAUUAUAAAUCUGUAAAAAAGGGACCAUAGACGCUUCUCUACUUACGAAUGAGAUAUGCUCCGAACGGCCGUUCGUAACUUGAAAUGUUCGUAAGUCAUUAUUCAGCAUCAGUUUAAGGGUAUACUCAAGUACUAAGUACAAGGAUGCUGGGAGUACGUACGUCACGCUGCUGUGCGGCGGGAGUAGCGGCCAGAAAAAAAAACUGAUAUUGCGGACAGGAAACGGGAGCCCAACGAACACAAUUUGGACUUACAGUCCUCUUCGUUCGUAUGUCAGAAAGUUUGUAAGUUGAAAGUUCGUAAGUAGAGUAGCGUCUGUACUUGGUCACAUAUUUAUAUUAACUAAAUGUAAUUUUCCUCAGUCAAUUGAAAUUUAACCUAACUCUCUUUAGUAAGCCAUGGAAAAACUAAAAAUAUAUAGAUUUUUAAGUCUUCCAUUACUUACUUCAAGCCUACUGCAGUAUAAUUAUUCCAGUAAGUUUGUGAAGUAUAUUACUAAUUUGUCAGUUAACUGAAUGCACAAAAGAAAUCUCAGAGCUUGUGUUACACUGCGCACAACAAAAGUUAAUUCAGUAAUAACAGUGUUGAAAUAAGAAAACUGCUCAUUUGUGUACAGAUCACAAUAGUAAGUACUUGAAUAAAAAUAUUCUGAUCUCUGUAUAUUUACGGGAAAUUUUGUUUAAGGUCAGCCCUGAAAGAAUUCUUUCACAAAAUAAGGUUUUUCUCCUAAGAAUUUGUACAAUCAAGUUAUAUGUAUAUAUGAGAGUGAGUGUAAAUUGUGUCUUUUGUGUCUGAGAAGUACUUCGUAUUGUAACAGGUAGUUGUAUAAUUUAUUUUGUCAAAAGUGUAAUAGUAGUUUUUUUGGACAAUGGUACAGGAUGGUAUUGAUGGUAAUACAAGUUUGGGGAAAUUGUACUUCAUAGCUAGAUUGUCUGUAUGUGUGCAUGCAAGAAUGUCAAUGAAUUGUUUCAUUUUUACUAUUAUUAUUUUGUACAUAUUAUAUAUUACCACCAACAGAUUUUUAUGAAUCAAUUUAAUGAUUUGUAAUCUUUCAUUCUUAUCAAUACAUAAUUGGUUUAUAUGAACAUUUUAAUAAUUGCAUUACCUCUGUAUCACACCAUCUAUAUAUUAUAUAUUAUUAUUAUAUCAAUAUCUUAAGGUAGAUGUAAGAUAGGAAUUUCAUGUUUUUUACCUUUUGUUUGUUACAUGUCAUACCAGAUCGAUACUGUUGUAAUUUACUGCAUUGUGAUUUCAGUGUUACAUUUUCUUUAUAUAUUGAAACAUAAUUUUUCCAUUAAUUUUCUUCCUCUUUUUAUCAACCCAAUUGUCCUAUACUUGCCAAAUACCACGUGCUAAAUGAAAACCAAGAACUACACGGAUAAAAAGUAUGUUUUGCGUGUGAAUGGUAUUGCUAUUGUUGCCAUUAAUGUUGGUAUGAUUAUGAUUUUUGUAAAUUAAAAAUAAAUCUUGCGCCUCUUUAAUGACCUAUGCUGUUUGAGAAA
Molecule: messenger RNA, 3727 nt
Organism: Brienomyrus brachyistius
Lineage: Eukaryota; Metazoa; Chordata; Actinopteri; Osteoglossiformes; Mormyridae
Gene: septin3
Product: septin 3
Exons: 10
Coding region: 223-2028 (601 amino acids)
Biological process (GO): cytoskeleton-dependent cytokinesis
Cellular component (GO): neuron projection; microtubule cytoskeleton; cell division site
Molecular function (GO): GTPase activity; molecular adaptor activity; GTP binding
Source: RefSeq, a predicted model, not a curated record